Messenger RNA from Effrenium voratum, 591 nucleotides. The record is from the annotation of a GenBank genome assembly. NCBI's taxonomy places the organism in Eukaryota, Dinophyceae, Suessiales, Symbiodiniaceae.
AUGCUGGAGCAGAAGGCAGCUGAAAUUGACGACUUCAUCCAGAGAGCGACCCAAGCUGGCAAGUACAAGAACGAUCCCAAUUUUCCCAAUAACGAGAAGCUCCGCCAGUACUACCUCUGCGUUGACACAUCCAGAACACGAGAGAACGUGAGGGAAGAUGAACAAGUUCUUUCGGGGCAAGUGGAGAUCGACGCAGCCGACGCAGCGGCCCUCACCGAGCCCGGCGGCGACUUUGCUGAGGCCGCCGGCAUCAACAUGAUCGAUCAGGAUGGGCAGCAGGAAGGCACUCCUGCUCCGGCGCUCAAAGAGGCAGAGGAGGCCAGGUCCCUCCGCAUCUCUAUCGAGGAGUUGGAGUGCAGCGCUGAGUUGUGCGAAGCCCUCACCAUUCACGCGGAUGCCAUGGUUGAGAUUUACCGGGAGUUGAACAAGCUGACAGCCGCUUCUGUGAACAUCGAGGAUGCCUACGCCAGCAUCUUUGAAACCGCUUCAUCGUACACUGCGUGGUACAAGACCCGCAAAAAGGUGGCCAUGUCAAUGCGCCAGGCGGCUGAAACGCAACAGGCGGCGGCAGAAGAGCCAACCGCUACGUAA